GGUUGGGCCUUUUCUUACUGUAUCUGCUUGCUUUGCUACUUCUCUCUCUCUCUUCACUGAAAUCUCACAGCCGUCAUCACCUCUGUUCUUCUUACAAUGGCCGACGUUGACGCUUCAAAGCCCCCAUCAUUAGCUGAGGAUUAUUUACUGGUUGAGAAAAAACAAAACACACUCGUGGCUGAGGAAACUGUUCAAAAGGAAAAGCCUAGUGCUGUUGCAAAAGAAGCUGCUCCGAUUGCUGGAAAGGGUAUUGAAGCCACAAAUGUUUCUAGUGAAGAAAGUAAGGACUCUAAUUCUGUUGAGGACAGUGCUGACUCAGCUCCCAGUGAGGAAAGCAGUGACAAUGCUGAAUCUGGAGACACAGCUGAACAAGAAGCUGAAGAAACUCCUGAGAUAAAGCUUGAGUCUGCACCAGCAGACUUUCGUUUCCCUACUACCAACCAAACCAGACACUGCUUCACCAGAUAUAUUGAGUAUCAUCGGUGCAUUGCAGCAAAAGGUGAAGAAGCACCUGAGUGUGACAAAUUUGCUAAGUAUUAUCGCUCUCUUUGCCCCGGUGAAUGGGUGGAUAGAUGGAAUGAGCAAAGGGAAAAUGGCACUUUUCCAGGCCCUCUGUAAUUGAAGCCCCACAAAACUGUCAAACAUUCUCAAAUCUGUUUGAUGCAAGGAGAGUUUCUUAUUCUUGAAAGGUCUGAGUAAUAAGAGAAUUUGGCUUGUUCUUGUGAGCACAUGAAGUUCCAACUCGUAAUGAGGUGUGACCUCUUCGAAUUUUUGUCUAAUGUAUCUUUCAUCUGAUUAAAACUAUAAGUAUACCCAAUUUCCGUA
Salvia splendens (bonfire salvia) is the source of this 825-nucleotide messenger RNA. Its product is annotated as cytochrome c oxidase subunit 6b-1. Lineage: Eukaryota; Viridiplantae; Streptophyta; Magnoliopsida; Lamiales; Lamiaceae. The transcript is spliced from 5 exons. The record is from RefSeq and is a predicted model, not a curated record. Gene Ontology annotation, cellular component: mitochondrion; respiratory chain complex IV. Bases 97 to 618 code for a protein of 173 amino acids.